AUGUCUGGGGUUUCUGAUGCAAUUUCAUCUGAUGAAACGGACUCAAUCACAUAUGAAGAGUUUAUUGAACCGUUUAUCAUGCUUGGAACAACAGAUGCUAUCGAAUAUGUCAGUGAAAUGAUGAUUAAUUCGAAAACCCCAACAGAUACAUAUUUCAAAGAACUCACAAGUUUAGCAAUAGAUGAUUCUUUAUCAGAUUAUGAUCCAUUUUAUCGCCCAAGCAAGAAAAAGAAAAAAGAAUUAAGUGAUGCAGUCAAUUCUAUAAUACGUGGAACUAAUGUUUACAAAAGAUUAUACAACCGCAAUAUGCUAAUGUCAAUUGAUUCUGAAAUUGGUUCAGAUCGAGGUUUGAAAAUUUCAUUUCAACCGGAGCAGGUAGAGCCAAAUUCAAUAAAUGCAUUCUGCCAAGAGUUUCCAUUUUAUAUUACACCAAUUGAAGUUAUUCUCGCAGCUUACAGACUUAAAAAAAUCGAAAAAGAUUAUGCAAACACGUUAAUUAAGCAAAUAACAAGAAAACAUAAUAGAACUAGCGAUAAAACACUACUUGCAUAUCUUGGAAGUUCGAAUUUCAAUGCAAUUACUAAUUAUAAAAAAUAUGGAUUAUAUAGUCGAACAAAUUUCAAUCCAAACUACAAUAUUUCGACAGGAAUGGAUAGUAUGGCCAUGAAUGUUUUAAAUCACCAAUGGAUUGCCACUCCUUACCUCUCAAUUACGAAUGUUUAUGAUAAUAACAUUUCAGAAAAGAUCAAAAACAUGAGAGAUUUAGAAAGUAAGUUGACAUCUUUAUACGAAUUAUAUACUCUUAAUUUAUCAGCUUUACAUGACUUCACCCUUUAUCAGAAAAAUUGUGUUUACAUUUCAAAUAAUUUCAGAAGGGCCAUUGAAUUGAUCGAACCGAGAGGUUCUUUGAUAUUUAAGAUCUUUAAGAGGUAUUCAAGACACUGCUUCCAAUUCUAUGAGAAUUUCUUGAUUUCUCAAAUAGAAUAUUAUUUAUUUUCAAUAAUGAAUCUGAUGAGCUCGUCAGAAUGUGAGGAUAUUGAUAUGGAUGUAGGCCCUUCUUCGAAUCAGAUGCUGCCUUCUUUCGAAGAUUGUUUUUGGAAAAAAUACCAAAUUUUACGACUUCCAAAUUCACUAGAUAUUUCGAAUUUGACCUUUGUUACUACCAUAUUCAACAUUGUUUUAGCUGAAAUCGGCUGUUUGCCAAGUGUUGCCAAAAUUUUUUUAUCAAUUCAACAAAAAAUCAACACUUGGUGCAGAUCCUUUGAUACUGAAUUGAUUUUAACUAAGAGAGAAUCAUAUAUCUUCGUUGUUGAAGCAAAUUUGUGUAAUUUAAUUGAAAAUUUCAAAAAUGAUCAAAAUUCUGAUUUAUUGAAGAAUAUUCGAUUUGUAAUCCAAGGUGUUUUGAAUAUAUUAUACUACUCUGAUAUUCAGGACACAAAUUAUUGGAUUUACGAAGAAUUAAUUCAAUAUAUGGAAAUUUUUAAUGACGUAACAUCAGAAUCAUUCUUUGAUUUGAUAUAUCUGACUUUCGGUCUCUAUAAUAUUUUAUGCGAAUUUUCAGAAUUACCAGAAUCGCCAAAUUCGAAAAUUUCUUUAAGAAAUGGAUUGAUUGAAGGAUAUUACGAGGAUGGUAAUGAAGUUAAGUGUUCUCAGUAUUUUCCUCAUCUCAUUCUUCUUCAUGAUUUAGAAGAAUACAAGAGUCCAUAA
Molecule: messenger RNA, 1707 nt
Organism: Trichomonas vaginalis G3
Lineage: Eukaryota; Parabasalia; Trichomonadida; Trichomonadidae
Product: zinc ion binding
Exons: 1
Coding region: 1-1707 (568 amino acids)
Source: RefSeq, a predicted model, not a curated record